Messenger RNA from Neurospora tetraspora, 2710 nucleotides. Its product is annotated as RNA polymerase I-specific transcription initiation factor-domain-containing protein. Lineage: Eukaryota; Fungi; Ascomycota; Sordariomycetes; Sordariales; Sordariaceae. The transcript has 2 exons. The coding region runs from base 234 to 2498 and encodes 754 amino acids. The record is from RefSeq and is a predicted model, not a curated record.
GAAACUGAGAAGAGGACGAGCGAAAGGUGAGAGCUCAAAGUAAACUACCUUAUUAGAGGAAUGAGCAAGAAUUUGCUGGUCACUUUACCAUCCUUGUUGUUAUGAUAAACGGAUAUUUACAGGCGUCAGUGCGGUUCUUCCACCCUCAAUCUCUUUUCACUGCUUGAUCACCCAGAAUUUGCACCAAACAACCCUGCCGACGUUGGCACGGCACCCACUAAACUUGCAACAGAAUGUCUUCACACAUGAACCAAGAAGAAUCCGAGGAGGAUUGGGAUAAAGACACCGAAGAUAUCAAUUCGAUCGCCUCAGAUGAACUGCACGAAACACGCCCUAAUCGGUGGAAAGGUCCCCCCUCCACAUGGCUCACAUUCACCGCGCAGGAAAGAAAGGCCUAUCAAGCGUUAGAGGGUUUGCGCAGGCGUGACUUAUCAGCACAUCUCUACAACGCGCAUGCACUGAAAACUCGGGUCAAAAGGCAGAAGACAGAAGAGGCAACCAACGAUCAAACUGAAGAUGAUCAGGGUCCACGGCACAGAGAGAAUGAGUGGGCUCCGAGCCAUCGAUGGACGGCCUGGCCACUGAGGACUGGUGAGGUCGUUGAUGAUGAGCUCCUUCCCCGGACCGCAGACGAGCACGAGGCUUUCACGCUGCGUCGGACUGUCCAGACUUACCCAAGCAAGAAUCUGGAGGAAGAAAUUUCGGCAACAAUUCUGCGAUGUGCCAAGGAAAAGUUCCGAAGCAGAGGGUUCCCGGAAGAAGACGACGAGGAUGAUCAAUCAGCAGUACAGCCGGCAGGCGAAGGGAACGAUGGCGUCGUGGACUCAAUAGAAACGGGCGACAACGACGACCAUCACCAUGCCGAAUCCAGCCAGUUGCCAUCUAGCCCGCCAAGGCGCAACGACGAGUCCUCCCGGUAUAGCGUACCACUCUCGAGCCCGGUCAAAGGUGAGCCAGUCUCUCAAGACGAGAACAGUAAGCAAACUGGCUCCUCUUCGCAUAUCUCCAACUCCUCACGUCGACGCCGUCGAGCUCCUACGCCUACCUACAUCCCCGCCCCGUCAGUCGACGACGACAGGUCCUACAAACUACUACGUCCCGCAUCGCGGCGCAUCCUCUCCAAGCUGGACGAGACCUUAACAAUUCUACACAAUGCUCGCGUUGCCGGUCUCCGCGACCUGUCCGAAUCUUCUGCUAGUGACACCGAAGAUAACGACAACGACGCCGAGACGGAGCCUGUCCGACAGCAGCAGCAGCAGCGCACGCGAAGAGGACGACCCCGUGCGCCAUCACCGUCCCCAUCCGCGGAAGCCACAGCUUCCGAGUCCAAACCAAAUCCGCGAAGCAGGCGCGGCCGUAAAAGAAAAGUACGCAUCCCGCUCGAGGGCGAGACAGAAGAGGAAAUGCUUGUCCGCGUCGCCCGCGAGACACACAGGCGGAUACCCUCCUUUUCUCGUUCUCGGGCUUCCUCGUUCCACACAACCGACGACGACGACGAAACAGCUUCUGAGGCCGAUACCGAAGCCGUGCCGCCAAGAUCCUACCAACUACCCACCUCCUCCAAGAAGACAAAACGUCCCACCAGGGACCGGAGCAGAAGCAGAAGCGUAACCAGCACCGCCGCCGCCGCCGCCUUGACCGCCGUCCAAGAAAAAGACCGCAUGGACCGCGUCGCCCGCUGGGGUCUCCGCGACUGGCGCGACGUACUGGGCGCGGCUGCCCUCGCCGGGUUCCCGCAGAGCGUGAUUGCCCGCGCGACGCAGCGGUGCAGCACCCUUUUUGGAGAGGAGAUGACGAUGCAUACCCUUUCUUCCUCCAAGACCAAAACGACAACCUACCACCCCGGCGACCCGCUCCCCGAGUCUUCGGACUCGGAAGUCGACACGGCUGAUGAGUUGGAGCAGAGGAGGACGGUUAGUAGGCAGCCGAGUCUUGUGAGGACGUUUUCCCCUCCUGAUGAUUCUCAGGAGGAUAACCAGGAAGAUGAAGUUAUGGAGGGUGUUGAAGCUGCUCCAGCCGAAGCUGGAACAGAGGCUGCAGAAACGGAGAGACAAGGAAGGGGAAGAACGGGACGCGGUAGAAGCGAGAGCCGGGCCCGGAGCAGGAGCAGAGCCAGAAGGGCGGGUACGCCGGCACCGGGCCUAGGCGGCAGCGGCGGGCUGAGGGUGAGGAGACGGUCGGUUACACCGGCGGCGGGUGGGGAUGUGUAUUUCUGCCCGUAUCCUGAGUGUGUGAGAGCUGUGGAAGGGUUUGCGAGGAGAGCGAAUAUGCAUCGACACUUGAAGCUUGUUCAUGGGCGGAGUCCACCUGCUUCUCCCGCAGGUUCUGUGGUGGGAGGGGAUGAAGAUAGUAUGGAUGAGAUGGAUGGGGGGAUCCAUUUGGACGGGUUUUUGCAGCCGAUCAAGGUGCGGAAGGGGUGGAGAGGGGAGGAUCUGAUGCAGAGGGAGAGGGAGAGAGGGAGGAGUUAUGGGAGAGGGGAGAAGAAGGUUGGGCGUUGAAUCUGAUGUGAAUAUGAACUUUGGGGAUGAUGAGACUGGAGGACAUGAGAUUGAUCUUUGAAGGCAGUUAGUCUCAAUAUCUUAUGAAGAUUUCGCGACACAGCAAGAUCUGAACUGGGGAAACGGCUACUAUGGAAGAAUUGCUGCAUAUGCUCUUUACCAUGUAAACAAUAACAGUUACAACUGUUGCUAAGAUAACUGACACUUAUGGC